This is a messenger RNA of Coniophora puteana RWD-64-598 SS2, 561 nucleotides long. RefSeq lists its product as uncharacterized. NCBI's taxonomy places the organism in Eukaryota, Fungi, Basidiomycota, Agaricomycetes, Boletales, Coniophoraceae. The transcript is spliced from 2 exons. Bases 1 to 561 code for a protein of 186 amino acids. Gene Ontology annotation, biological process: resolution of meiotic recombination intermediates; double-strand break repair via homologous recombination. Gene Ontology annotation, cellular component: RecQ family helicase-topoisomerase III complex; nuclear body. The record is from RefSeq and is a predicted model, not a curated record.
AUGGUUAACGCUCAAGUGCAACAGUGGAUCCAACAAAACUACCCUUCGCCUACGAUAGAUCCGGAAUGGCUUGAGCCAUGCUGCGAGCAUAUCACGAGCGAGGACCAUCUCGACCCCGACAACCCAGCCCACUUCGACCGCUUCGUCCAGCAAAUCGAGUUCCACCUGCUCAACAAUGCUCUCCAAGACUCGAUGGUGCCGGAAACCGGUAUACCCAUCAUCCCGCGAACGGGGGAAAUGACCAUCACGGGUCCGAUCCUCGUUGAGGUGCGCGCGAUCAUGGAGGUGGGGCACAGCGCGUACGAUCUUUGGCGCGUCCGGGCCGCGCGUCAGGAGCGCGGCGUUGUGCGGCUGUCGGGGCGGGAGGACGAGCAGCAGGAAGAGGGGCAGGAGGACGAGGACGAGGGGCCGAUUCCGAAGUAUCCGAGGGGCAUGUUGGAUCUGGUGCUCACCGAUGGGUCGCGCUCGCUCAAGGCGAUGGAGUACAGGUUCAUUCCGGAGAUUGUGCUUGGAGAGACGAGGCUCGGGCAUAAAGUACGUAUUUUUUCUAUUUGCUCGUGA